AUGAUAAAUAAUAAUAUUAAUAAUUUUAAAAAAGUUGUAGUUACAGGUGCAAGUGGUUAUAUUGCAUCAUUAAUUAUCAAAGACUUAUUGACAGAUAAUUCAAUUGAGCAAAUUGUUGCAAUUGUUAGAGAUAAAAACAAUGUUCAAAAAUACAAAUUUUUAACAGAUUUGGAAGGUGCCAGUAAAUUGGUAUUGGAAUCUGGUGAUUUGGAAACUGCUAAUUAUGAGGAGAUCUUUAAAGAUGCAGAUGCUGUUUUACACAUUGCCUCACCAUAUAUAUACAAAUCAGAUAACCCAGAAACUGAAAUUGUCAAGCCAGCCAUCGCUGGUAAUGUAAGAGUAUUGGACGCCGCUUCAAAACAUCCAUCUAUUAAAAAAGUAGUUAUCACUUCAUCAUCUGCUGCUGUCACUGAUUUAGCCAAAAAGAAAGAGGUUUACAAUGAAGAUGACUGGAAUGAUGGUUCAAACAUCUCCGCCCCAUAUCAAUUCAGUAAAUAUUUAGCAGAAAAGGCCACAUGGAACUAUAAAGAAACUCAUCCAAAUACCCACUUUGAAAUUGUAAUCAUCAAUCCAGCUUUCGUUCUUGGUCCAGGAUUAAAAGGAUAUCCAUCACUCAAUACAAGUUUAACUACAUUCAGAGACUCACUAUUGGGAUCAUGCGAUCCAGCAGUAUCAAAUCGUUUGGUCGGUUUAAUUGAUGUUAGAGAUGUCGCAAAAGCCCACAUCAAUGCAUUAAAAGCAACACCAAACACUGAAUUGCUCCAUCCAAACAGAUAUUUAAUGGCUAACACUGUUAUUACAUUUGCUGGUAUGUGCGAUUUAGCUAGAGAACUUUUCCCUCAAUUCGAUAUCAAAGGUUGCGAAUUUGACUCUACUCUCUCACCACACAAAUAUAAACUAGAAUCUAAAUCUCCAUUAAAAUUAAAACAAUAUAUUGACACCAAAACAACCAUUAAAGAAUGUAUAGAGUUUUUAAUUGAAUCAAAUUUCUACAAACCAACUUUAAAGGCAUAA
This is a messenger RNA of Dictyostelium purpureum, 1014 nucleotides long. RefSeq lists its product as uncharacterized. The record is from RefSeq and is a predicted model, not a curated record. Lineage: Eukaryota; Evosea; Eumycetozoa; Dictyosteliales; Dictyosteliaceae. The transcript has a single exon. Gene Ontology annotation, molecular function: oxidoreductase activity, acting on the CH-OH group of donors, NAD or NADP as acceptor. Bases 1 to 1014 code for a protein of 337 amino acids.